This is a messenger RNA of Trichomonas vaginalis G3, 1791 nucleotides long. RefSeq lists its product as uncharacterized. The transcript has a single exon. The record is from RefSeq and is a predicted model, not a curated record. The coding region runs from base 1 to 1791 and encodes 596 amino acids. Lineage: Eukaryota; Parabasalia; Trichomonadida; Trichomonadidae.
AUGUCUCUCCCUUUUAUGAGUCAGGAACCAGGUGAUUUUUUGACGAUCCAGACUAACGCCAUUACGUUCAGUUUGAUAGCCAAACAUCUACUUCCUAAGCAUGAAAUCGAAAAUAUUGGUGUUUUAAUGUCAAAUUGCUUAGAUGGUUUAAUUGACCCUGAUGAAAUGAUCAAAGAAGUAAGUAACAUUAUGAAAAGCUAUCACAACAUUGACAUGGUAUGGAAAGCACUUAUAGAAAGGGAUGCAGUACACAUGACUCCUCUUUAUACUGACUUGACACAAUUCAUUCGCCACUUGCUUGAAUGUGGUGUUCCUGAAUAUUACAUCAUUUCAUUCUUGACAACAAUUAUAACUCAUGUUCGACGUAAUGUUCGCAAUAUCAAAUUAAUUUCGCUGAUUUUAAAUUAUCAAUUUCUAAAGAAGUAUCAUGGAAUAUCAGUCAAGUACCUAUUAAUGAGUUGUUUUAAGAUUGCAUCGCGUAUCGAACGUUUAAAGAUAAAAACGAAUUUACCUCCGAUAUUUAAUGUAUAUAGUCUUAUUUAUCAGCCAAUUCCCGAACAGAUAUCGCCUCCAUCAAUUAGAUACAAAGAUGUCGUGAAUAAACCGCCAGCACAAGCCAACAAACCAGAAGAAAAUGAAAUAUCUUUAGGAUUUUCAUACAGACAGACAAAAUUCUUAAUUUCACCAUUACCAUCUACACUCAUACUUAAUACGUAUGCCAAAAGCUCUAGAGUUGGCAGCGAAGGUGGAACAUUUGCGAAAGUUUCGGAUUUCGAACGAUUUUUUAACUAUUUGAUUACUUACGCUCAUACAGUUUUUGAAAGUUUCGUUACAGCCGAUAUAUCUUCAUACGCAAUGAUCAGAUUCAACCAAGGAAGCAAAUUUUUAUUGAAAAAUGCAAUUACUGAUUUGUAUCAUGGCGAAGCGUCAACAGUAUAUAGAUAUAUAGAGCGUACAGAUGAUUUUAAGCUCCUCAAGAAGAGAGUUAAACAAAAUUUGAAAAAUUUCGUUGAUUACAGAUUUCGGAUUGAAGAAAAGGUCUCACUUUUCACAGAUGUUUAUCCUGUAUUUGAUGUUCAGACUUUCAUCAAAUUUUCAAACCGUUCUGAGCCAACAAAAAUUAUUUUUGAUAUUCAGAACAGCAACGCCUGUUUUAUUAUCGCAGAGCUUUGCAUGAAUUAUAUGCCACGAAUAGGAAUGUUCAUCAACAACGUUCUGCCGAUUUUUACCUUAAAUGUAAACGAAAAAUGUUCAAUUCUUUGCAACGACUCCAUUGCAUGCGCUUUAUACUACUUCAAUUUAGCUUGCAGUGAGAUGGUGAACCUCCUCAAGCCAGCUGAAGAAAAAGAACCUUCUCUUCGCGCAAUUAUUGACAGCGCAGUUUUCGAAGUCGAAUCCAAGUACUGCCAUGCAAUUAACAGUGAAGUCACGGACUUCCUCGAUACAUUCUUCGGCAAAUUUACCAGGAAUACGCUUGAAUUUUACUCAUUACUCGAAGAAUCUGUUUCAAAGUUCGGAAAAAAGACUCCUUCGCUGUUCAAACUCGUAUUGAACCUGGAAAAGGUACUCCACGCCGCUGAAAAAUGUGGAUUGGACAGAAAUUAUUCCAAAUACAUUAAAUUGGCCAAAGUUUUUGGAAAAGCAACAGGACCAAGAGCCGAUGAAAUCCUCAAUUCCAGAUUUCCGUUGCUCAAAAAGAAAUUGGCUCCAAUUUCACUAAUUUCCGGGCUUGUCAAGCUUGAUAUUGAUGGGAAUACCAAGGAAAUGACAAUUACACCUAUUACAUUAUGA